AUGGACUACCAAAAUCGGGCAGGAUCCAAGUUUGGCGGUGGUGGUGUUGCCUCUCAUUCCGCUACCAAUGCAGACCGUCGAGAACGACUACGAAAACUUGCUCUUGAAACAAUCGACCUCGACAAGGAUCCCUACUUUUUCAAAAACCACGUCGGCUCCUUCGAAUGUCGUCUGUGUCUCACGGUUCACCAAAAUGACGGCUCCUACCUCGCUCAUACCCAAGGAAGAAAACAUCAGACAAACCUUGCAAGACGGGCAGCGCGGGAACAAAAGGAGUUACAGAAAGAUGGACAGAUGCUAGGUGCGGGUAUGAUGGGUGUGCAAGUGCGCAAGAACAUGGUCAAGAUUGGCCGCCCUGGAUACAAAAUCACAAAGAUUCGGGAUCCUCUGACACGACAGGUUGGGUUACUGUUUCAACUCCUAUACCCAGAAAUUUCUCCUGGCGUGGAACCCAGAGUCCGAUUCAUGAGCGCGUUUGAGCAAAAGAUUGAAGACCCUCCCGACAGAGACUACCAGUACCUGUUGGUGGCCGCAGAGCCUUAUGAGACGUGUGCUUUCAAACUACAAAGUCGCGAGGUUGAUCGACGAGAAGGUCGGUAUUGGACGUGGUGGGAUGCGGACGCAAAGGAAUUUUGGUGCCAGGUCCUCUUCAAGACUGAGCGGGACGAAAGAUACAGCAAUGUUCCUGGAAUGGCCCCAGCUAUCAAGAGAUGA
This is a messenger RNA of Exophiala bonariae, 714 nucleotides long. It is a transcript of the gene SF3A2, whose product is annotated as Splicing factor 3A subunit 2. NCBI's taxonomy places the organism in Eukaryota, Fungi, Ascomycota, Eurotiomycetes, Chaetothyriales, Herpotrichiellaceae. The transcript has a single exon. The record is from RefSeq and is a predicted model, not a curated record. Gene Ontology annotation, biological process: spliceosomal complex assembly. Gene Ontology annotation, molecular function: nucleic acid binding; zinc ion binding. Gene Ontology annotation, cellular component: catalytic step 2 spliceosome; U2-type prespliceosome; U2 snRNP. The coding region runs from base 1 to 714 and encodes 237 amino acids.